Messenger RNA from Nylanderia fulva, 4942 nucleotides. RefSeq names its product structural maintenance of chromosomes 4-like protein gluon (gene glu). Gene Ontology annotation, cellular component: condensin complex; chromosome. The record is from RefSeq and is a predicted model, not a curated record. Gene Ontology annotation, biological process: mitotic chromosome condensation. Lineage: Eukaryota; Metazoa; Arthropoda; Insecta; Hymenoptera; Formicidae. Gene Ontology annotation, molecular function: ATP hydrolysis activity; ATP binding; protein binding.
ACGUUCAAUUCGCAUUCAACGUCUUUCUAAGCUCGAUUUUGCGUGAAUUAUUUUUUACAUCGUCGCGGAAAGACCAGGAAAGUCCUAAAAGUGACAGUUCUACAGCGAUAAAAAUUCUGAACGUAAUCGAAUCUUCAGAUUGAUCCAAAAUGAUCGCGCAAUUCGAAAUUAAUAACUCGGAUGAUUCGUUAUUCGAGCAGGAUUUUAAAUUCGCGACGCUUCCCCUGUUGACAUAAAUGGCGGGCAUUGAAAAAUAUAGUAAUCCAGUGUGAUUAAUGUUUAUCAUUUAUUCGGCGAUUACUCUCUUUAUUUGGAGUUAUUGUAACGCACGACACAAAUUAGGAUGGUCAACAACUCGCAGGACAGGAUGAACACCUCUAACGACAAUAUGGAAGUUGACGAAUACAACGCAGAAUACGACGAGGAGGAUGGUUUAAGAGUCGAUGACGAGAUAUACAUCCCACCACCACUGAGAACUUUCAGCGAGGUUGAUACAACUGGUCCAAGACUUAUGAUAACUCAGAUCGUCAAUGAGAAUUUCAAGAGCUAUGCUGGGAGGACUACUAUCGGUCCUUUUCACAAGAGCUUCUCAGCAAUAGUGGGUCCUAAUGGUAGCGGCAAGAGCAAUGUAAUAGAUUCUAUGUUGUUUGUGUUUGGCUAUCGUGCCAGCAAAAUUAGAUCGAAGAAGAUCUCUGUGUUAAUACACAAUUCCAACGAGUAUUCAAAUCUGAAUAGUUGUACUGUUUCUAUACAUUUUCAAAAAAUUAUUGACAAAGGGCUUGGAGGAGAUUAUGAAGUUCCAGACAGUGAAUUUGUCAUAUCUAGGACCGCCUUUAAAGACAAUUCAUCGUAUUAUGAGUUUAAUAAGAAGAAAGUACAAUUCAAAGAAAUUGCCAAGAUUCUCAGGUCUCAUGGAGUCGACUUGGAUCACAAUCGGUUUUUAAUAUUACAAGGCGAGGUAGAACAAAUUGCAAUGAUGAAGCCUAAAGGACAAAAUGAAAAUGAUACUGGAAUGCUAGAAUUUCUGGAAGACAUUAUUGGCACAGCUCGCUAUAAGGAACCUCUGGCAAAAUUAGCAGACAAGGUUGAAAUGUUAACUGAGCGCAGAGUAGAGAAGUUACAUCGUCUCAGAGUUGUGCAAAAGGAAAAGGAAAAUCUGGAGGAGCCUAUGCAAGAAGCAGUGCAGUAUCUGAAGAUGGAAAACACAAUAAUCAAAUUACAGCAUCAACUUUAUCACUGUAAAAGAUUCGAAACAGAAAAGGAACUUAUCGAGCAUGAUGCAAAACAUUCUACUUUAGAUAAGGAACAAAAUGCACUGAUGGACGAAAUGAAGAAAAUUCAUCAGCAGAAGGAGGAAAAGACUAAGAUUAUUAAAGAGAAGAAUAAAAAAUGGGACACUUUACAGCAACAGAAGGAUGAAGCUACAGCAAAAUUCGAUAAAGUGCGCAAGCAGGAUGAGUCGUUACACGCUGAACUGGUUGAAACGAAUAAACGACGGAAAGCUAACAUAGCAUCUGCCAAGACGGAAAAAAGCAAGAUGGAAGAACUGCUAACAGUACCAGAGAAGAAUACAAAAGACAUCAAAGAAUGUGAGAAUUUGAUCGAGACGAACACGGUCAAAAAAGAAAAAGAAGAGACCGCAUUAGCGACUUUGAUGGCGGGUCUGCGAAUACAGACGGAGCCGUUGCUGAAUGAGCGAUCCGAGUUGGAAAAGCAGUUAAUAUCUCUUAGAAAAAACGUAGAUCAAGCGAAAGCGGCAUACGAUAUUGCGCAAUCCGAGCUAGAUCUUUAUAUGUUGGUGGAAAAGACUGAGAAAGAAAAGCUGGAAAGUCUCCAAGAAUCUGUAGAGAGGACUAUAAAAACUCUUCAGGAACGGCAGAAGCAGCUGGCGGCAUUCGAGCGGAAAAUUCCGGCAACUGAAAACAGCUUGCAAGAGGCUCAAAGCGAGUUGAACGAGAUAAAAGCACGCGAAGUCGAGAAGACCGCUCAGUUGAGGAAGAUGCGAAUGACUUUCGAAGAGCAGCGUUCUGCCAUGCAAGCCAGCAGAUCGUCGAACCGGGUCCUGGAUGCGUUGAUGAAAGAGAAACGAGAAGGACGGAUACCUGGAAUAUUUGGAAGACUGGGCGACUUGGGUGCCAUUGACGCAAAAUAUGACAUUGCCGUAUCAACAGCGUGUGGUCCGCUAGACAACAUUGUCGUGGAUACAUUGACCACAGCGCAGAAUUGUAUUACAUAUCUGCGGCAGCAUAAUAUAGGACGCGCGACGUUUAUACCAUUGGAGAAACAGCAGCGUUUCCUGUCUAAGUGUCGCAGCAAAAUCCAAACGCCGGAAAAUGUGCAUCGACUAUUUGAUCUGAUAAAAGUAGACGAUGAACAAGUGCUACCGGCCUUCUACUAUGGUUUACAGGACACUUUGGUGGCCGAAAACUUGGAUCAAGCAACACGCAUUGCUUAUGGCAGAAUGCGUUAUCGCGUGGUGACGUUGAAGGGCGAGCUGAUAGAAUUGUCUGGCACGAUGAGUGGUGGCGGACGCACAGUAUUCCGAGGUCGAAUGGGCCAGAAAGUGGUGAGAAACGAACCGUCGACCGCCGAUAUCGAGAGACUGCAAUCACAGUUAGAUGUCAUAUUCGAAGAGUGCAAUAACCUGAGGACAAAGCAGCAGCCAUUGGAGCAGCAGAUCCAUGUGUUGACAACUGCCUUGCGAGACAUGAAAAUUGACAAUCAAAAAUUUAGCAUCGAGGUACAAACGUUGAGGGAGCAAGAACCUUCUUUGCAAGCACAACUUAAAGCUCAGAAAAAGAAGGCUGCCGAUUCGAUAUCGGAUCCAAAAAAGGUUAAACUUCUGCAGAAGACGCUGAAUGCGGCAAAGUUGCACCUGGACGAAGUCAAGGAGAAUUCAGCUUCGGUGGAAAGAGAGGUAGAGCGUAUUAAUAAUAAUAUAGAUGAGAUUUCUGGCAAUCGGGUGCGAGAUCAGCAGAAAAAAAUCACGCAGCUAACCAAAUCGAUAGACAAGGCCAAGGCGGAGAUAUGCCGUCUGCAGGUAUCUAUCAAGACAGCUGAGAGGAACGUCAAAAAGGCGGAGAAACACAUUGAAACGCUGGAGAACGAUGUACACGCUUGCGAAGAGAGAUUGAGAAACAUUCAAAAAGAAAAAGCUGAGCUCGAGGAACGUGCCAAAGUAAUUAUGGAUGAGUUGAAAGAGUUUAAUGAAGCAUUAACGAAGCGGGAUGACGACAUGUCGUCUUUAAGAAACGAAUUGAGCGAACUACAGGCGCGAGAGAAUAAAAUGAAAGAGGUGAAGAUCGAUCUGGAUCAAAAACUACAGGAGACGAAAAAGUUGUUGAAGGAACUUCAACAUACAAUCCCCGAAUACAAUCAGAAGAUAGCGAAUCUAAAGUUACGAGCAAUUCCCCACGAGACUUUGGAGCCGCUUAAAGACUUGACAGAGGAAGAGAUUGAUCAGUUGGACAUAAAGAUGAUAGCACAGAAUCUACAGAAGGCUAAGAAGAGGCUACCUGAGCAAAUACCUAAUAUGCAGAUCAUUGCGGACUAUCAGGAAAAGGACGCGUUAUACAUACGUCGCGCCGCCGACUUGGAAGAAAUGACGUUGAUACGCAACAAGAUGCGUGAUAUCUACGAAACCGCUCGGCGACGUAGAAUUCAGGAAUUCCAGGAUGGUUUUAGUCUGAUCACCACGAAGUUGAAGGAGAUGUACCAGAUGAUUACGUUGGGCGGCGACGCGGAAUUGGAGCUGGUGGACUCGUUGGAUCCGUUCAGCGAGGGUAUCGCAUUCAGCGUGCGUCCGCCGAAAAAAUCGUGGAAGAGCAUUAGCAAUCUCAGCGGUGGCGAGAAAACUCUGAGUUCGUUGGCCUUGGUUUUCGCCCUCCAUCACUACAAACCCACGCCGUUGUAUUUCAUGGACGAGAUUGACGCGGCACUCGACUUCAAGAACGUUUCGAUAGUCGGCAACUACAUCAAAGAACGCACGAAGAACGCUCAGUUCAUCGUUAUCUCACUACGCUCGAAUAUGUUCGAAUUGGCCGACUAUCUAGUGGGUAUCUAUAAGACGGAUAACUGUUCCAAAAGCAUAACUCUCAAUCUAGGUCGUUAUUAUCAUAACAACGACAUCUCGCCACCCACGCAACUCACCUCCAAGACCUACGCGUCGCAGAUGACUCAGAGGUCGCAGGAGAAACACUUGACGCAAAACGUCCAGGUCGAUUCACGCAAGGAAAACACUGCACCAACGAUGAAUAACAAUGCGAAAGAAACACAAUUAACUCAAGAGAAGACACCCACGAAGGACAAUACGAGAAAGUCACCAAACGUGGAAAAGACUCCAACCACAAGGAAUAAUAAUGUAAAGAAGACAUCAAAAAAGAAAGAAUCGGAAGUCGAUCGAUUGAGUCUUCCGGACUUGGCAGUGUGUCCGACACCACCACCAACGCCAGCUCGGCGUUCCAGCAGGCUUGCAAGGAAAAGCACGGAGACACCAGUGAGCGUUAACAAGGAACCAGUUAAUAAGAAGCGAAAACUGAUGAAAUGAUGACUGAAUGAUUUAGCGAAUAACUUCGACAAUUGCCAUUCUCAAAGGUUGGUGCAUACAAAUGCGCAACGACGAUUCUUUCUUUUUUAAUGUCUUCUUCACAUUUUGUUCCUCGUGGUUGGAGUCUUUUCCACGUUUGGUGACUUUCUCGUAUUGUCCUUCGUGGGUGUCUUCUCUUGAGUUAACUGUGUUUCUUUCAAGUCGCAAACUAGUCUCAAUUUUUCUUCCAAAUAUGAAUUCUAAAUAAGAAUAUUUAUUAUAUAAAUGUUCUUAAACACUUUUUAUCAUUAAACAAGAAGAAUUGAAACUAGUUUCAGACUUGAGCGUCGCGCAUUUGUACGCCCUUAAGAAUAUUAAAUAUAUUUUUAGAACACAUGACUUUAUAAAUUAAUAAUA